CGGAACAAAAGUAUCCUCAAAACCAAACCCACCAUUUCUUUCCUAAUCGAAACCUUUAAAAGAAAUUAGGGUCUUACCGGCAAACAACAUUCUACUAUGGAGAGUAGCAGCAGCAGCAGCAUAAAUGGAGGAUUUUCCCAAAUUGGGUCUGUCAAACAACUAACAGCAGAUUCUAUUUCUCAAUUCAGAGAAGGGAUUCGGUUAAUUCUCUCUAAAUGGUCAGCUUUGCAACUCGCCGUUGAAAACGAAUGGGGUGGCCGUGGGUCUCACCUAUUAGCUGAGCAACUAGCCUCUGAUAUCUUCUCUUGGUUCACUCAGUCUAAAGAGCCGCUUUAUAUUGAUGAUUUGGAGAGUAUCUUGGAUGAAGCUAUGCUUUCUCUCAAUACCAUGAUUGAGGAUGGUAGCGUUGAAGAGGUAGCUGAAAAAUUAAUGAUUAUGCAUGAAGAAUGUUUAGAAGGCAAUUAUAGUUUUAUUCAAAAGUUGAGGGAUGAAGGUCCUAGAAUGGGAGCUCGUCAACAUGUCAAACAGGCUGUGGAGGAUGAUGAUGAUUCUGAGGACAGCGACAGUGAUGAUAAAAUGGGUGAUGAUGGAUCAAACAUGAUAGUGGAUACACCAGAAUUCCAAUUAAAGACAAAUCCAGUAAACAAGCCAGUCAAUGAGCCAGGGGCCAAGGAAGCUCAAUCAGAAGAUGGAUGGACAGUUGUUUCAUCUAGGCGAAACAAGGGUAAAAGGAAUUAGGCUAAAUUGUUGUGUAGUUUACCUUUUUUUGGUUUCUCGCCCCCCUGCUUUCUCUUCAAUACAGUGGAUGUUUCUAUUGGCAAUUUUGGUGUUCUAAUUAUUAAUUAUCAUGGGUCCUGCCUGGUUGGACCAAGUUGUGGCUUGCUAGAAUACGAUGAACCAUUGGUUUUUCUUCAGAGUAUUGUGAUGCUAUAAUAUGUUGGUUGAGUUCCAUCAAA
Molecule: messenger RNA, 956 nt
Organism: Populus nigra (black poplar)
Lineage: Eukaryota; Viridiplantae; Streptophyta; Magnoliopsida; Malpighiales; Salicaceae
Exons: 4
Coding region: 97-738 (213 amino acids)
Biological process (GO): maturation of SSU-rRNA from tricistronic rRNA transcript (SSU-rRNA, 5.8S rRNA, LSU-rRNA)
Cellular component (GO): nucleus
Source: RefSeq, a predicted model, not a curated record